CCUCAAGCCUCGGGCGGUCACACAGACGCAAGUGUAAAAGUAGCAGCUCCAACUGUUGCCCGGACUAAAACCCAUUCAGCAUCCAGGUCUCACACAGUCUGACAGAGAGGAGAGAAGGAGAGAGAGAGAAGGCGCACCGAGCACGAAGAGGAAAGUGAGAGGAGAGGUGGAACAUUUGCGCACAGCCUUUCUAGUCUGGAUUGCUUUGGCGCGCGUCUUUUGGAUAGUUUUUGGGACAUUUUUCUGCACUGUUUGCCUCUGGGAUUUAAAAAAAAAAAUUUGAUUCCGUUUCAACACUUAAAUGGCAGUUCUAAGUAUGAUUUCCUCGCACCUGCUCCUGUUGAUGUUAAACUGUUUGCUGGGCGCUGCGUCGGUGAGGACAGUAACCGUAGACAGCGGCUUUUCCCAGUCCUCUUCGGAUCCAGAUGACCUGGAUCAGGGCAUGGUCUACCAGCACAUGCACAGAUUGUACGAGAAAUGCAACAAGGAAAACCGCCUGAAAGAAGGAAACACUGUCAGGAGUUUCAAAGCCAGUCAAGAGUCGUCUGACCGCAGGCCGAUGUACCGACUCAACCUUACAACCUUACAGGACUCGGAGGUCAUCCUCUCUGCCACAUUCCACUUCCUACUUGAUAAGCACCCACAUCACAAACCUUGGUUCUGUAAACGCUUCAAGAGUCCAUCCUGUCACUCCUCAGACAUUCACCCUUCUCCGUCCGUUAGCUUGCUAUUUCGCUCUGUCUCCUCUGGGUCAGAGGUCAGAUUUGGGUCAAUGGGGUCAUUUCUAGGCAACGUGACCUUCCACCCCCACAGGAGAGGGGUGUGGCAGAUGAAAGAUGUGACCCAGGUCAUAAAGGAGGCACGGGACAAGGGUCAUCUGCUGGUGUCAGUUGAACUGGACUUACGGAGGCAGUACCAGAAGAAACCAGAGGAGACUCUCUCUGCUGGCAGCAUGCCCUACCUGUUACUGUAUGCCAGUGACCAAGCUUUAGCAGAGCCCAACAGUGUGGCUGCAAGCCUUCAGAGAUACGACCCGUUCAGUGAGGGAGGAGACACCUCACAUUCCUCUCAGGCUUCUCAGCUCCUGCACAGACCAAACUCCUCUCCAGAGUUGAAAGGACGCGUGAGAAGGGAAGCAAAUCUGCACUCUGACCCCAUCCAGAACAAUGAGCUGCCUGAGGUUGACUACAGGCCUGAUGGAUACAGGAAAGAUGACCUUUGGGAAAGCACUUGGUACCUGGCACUCAAACCCAAACCUAAAUCUGGAAGGAAGGAAAAGAAGAGAAAGAGCCAUGAGGAGGAAGGAGCAGCACAAAGUCAACGAGUGCAUGAACCUCAGGUUCUCAAAGAGGGAGAAAGAACAUCAGAGGAAAUCAAAACUGAUGACUCAACUGUGACAAAACUCAAAGAUAGUCGCACACAGACUGUCAGUGACAGGCGAAAGCAUGAGCGGAGAAAUGAGGGAAAGGAUGGAAAGAAGCACAAAGGAAGUGUGAACCCUCAGUCACCUGUUCUGAGUUUUGAUGAACAAACAAUGCGUAAAGCCAGGAGGCGGCAGUGGAGCAACAACCAGCACAGUGGCUGCUCCAGGAGGAACCUCAGAGUGGAUUUUGCAGAUAUUGGCUGGAGUGAGUGGGUCAUAGCACCAAAGGCGUUUGACGCCUACUAUUGUGCCGGUACGUGUGGAUUUCCCAUGCCCAAGGUGACGAGGCCAUCUAACCACGCCACCAUCCAGAGCAUAGUCCGAGCUGUUGGGAUUAUCCCUGGGGUUCCUGAGCCUUCCUGUGUCCCUGAAAGUAUGAGUCCUCUGGCUGUGCUCUACCAGGAUGAAUCCAGGAACCCAGUGCUCAAGAUUUACCCCAAUAUGUCCGUCCAGUCCUGCUCAUGCAGAUAGGAGGGAGGUGGAAUCGGAGCAGGACGGAUGUGGAGAGAAACAGAAAACAAGACUAAUGGAGACAGAACCAUACCUCUGUUAAGUGGUUUCCUCAUACUGAGAAACAAAGUCACUUUGGCCGUCGCAUUUCCUCAAGGAACUUAGGCUAUAAAGAAAUCACUUCCAUCUCUCCUGUCCUGCGGCAGCAGACUUGAAGAGACACAUUGUCUGGCAUCUGCGUUAGCAAGAGGAAGAGAGUCAAACAUGUAAAGGCAGUGCUCCACAUGUCUCUGAAGCCCAGCAGGUUUUAUUCUGUUUUAAAUAAUACUGACAUGGGCAGGAGCAUUUCAGAGAUGUUUUCCUUUUUAUCGCAGAAUGUACUUGUUUUUCAAAGAGCUCACAGUGAGUUUGUGUUCAUGUUUUCUUUGGAUACAAAGAUUAUAAAUAAAAGACUUUAUUAGUGUGUCAUCGGGCAGCUUACACAGCAGCAUACACAAGAGAGAUUAUCAAACAUUUUUACAUACUGCAUCCAGCUGUUCUUAAUUUUAAGCCAAUCACACGGCACAUUGUACAUACAUGCAAAGUUAAUUUGUUUGCAAGACAGGAAGGUUAUUGUACAUUCGAGCUCUUCAUAUCUUAAAAGGAAGUAUCCAAUGAAUUGUAGAGAGCAUCUGGAAUUCAUUUACACCCACCAACCCCCUCAUAACACUUCAAGAAUGUUAUAAUGAAACCAGAAAUAUUUUUCUAUUUUGAAUGUGAAACUUGGUUAAAAAUAAUUUGUCAUGGUUACUAGAAAAUGUAUUACUAUAUUUUAGAUGUGUUUUGUACAUGUGUAUUGUUUAAAUUAUGAAAGGGUAGCCCUCUAUAAGUUAGAAUAAAUAAGUAAUUUAAUCCAA
Acanthochromis polyacanthus (spiny chromis) is the source of this 2769-nucleotide messenger RNA. RefSeq names its product growth differentiation factor 10a (gene gdf10a). Gene Ontology annotation, molecular function: growth factor activity; cytokine activity. NCBI's taxonomy places the organism in Eukaryota, Metazoa, Chordata, Actinopteri, Pomacentridae. The coding region runs from base 302 to 1894 and encodes 530 amino acids. Gene Ontology annotation, biological process: SMAD protein signal transduction; BMP signaling pathway. Gene Ontology annotation, cellular component: extracellular region. The transcript has 3 exons. The record is from RefSeq and is a predicted model, not a curated record.